AUGGCAAUCAUCUCCUACGGAGUAUCAGCCACCCUGGGCGCACAAGCUCGCCCCAAAGCAGUCGUAUACCGCGGCCCAGCUUCAUCAGAAGGCUGUCCCGAAGGCGUGCGCGACCUCCUCGUCUCCUCCCCAUCCAACUUCGAAGUCGUCUUCGCUGGUCCAAAUGAACCAAUCGACGUGAUUGAAGCUCUCAAAGGUGCAACAGUGUACGCCCAUGGCGGAGGACCAAACUGGAAAAAAGCAUACCGCUCAACAAAGAAAUACGAGAAGGCUAUUCAGGAGUUUGUCAAAUCUGGAGGUCAUUACCUUGGUUUUUGUCUUGGUGCUUAUCUGGCUGGGCCGGUCAAUGGGUAUAAUCUUCUUCCCAAGGGCGUUGAUACGGAGCAAGAGAUUGAGCGGCGAAGAGCGCAGGUCAAGGGCGAGGAAGAUACGGUCAUCAACGUUGAUUGGACUUUUGAGUCUGGAACUACGGAGAAAAAGAGAUGGUUGUAUUUCCAGGAUGGGGUUGUGAUCAGGGGCAUGGAUGCGAGUAAGCCGGGGAAGAUCGUUGGGAGGUAUUCGGCGAAUGGCGAUGUUGCUGCUUCGAUUACACCGUAUGGGAAGGGCUCGGUUGGACUUGUUGGACCUCACCCCGAGGCUGAUGAUACGUGGUACGAAGGAGCGGAGAUUCAGAACCCUGAGGGUAUCAGAUUUGAUAUUGGGCAUGACUUUGUUGAGGCUACUGUUCAUGCGGGCUCUCACAAGCGCUCUUGA
Fusarium subglutinans is the source of this 753-nucleotide messenger RNA. RefSeq names its product biotin ligase. The transcript has 2 exons. Bases 1 to 753 code for a protein of 250 amino acids. NCBI's taxonomy places the organism in Eukaryota, Fungi, Ascomycota, Sordariomycetes, Hypocreales, Nectriaceae. The record is from RefSeq and is a predicted model, not a curated record.